AAGAAAACAGCGGGCGUCUUUGAAAGGGUCUGACGCGCCGUCAGCACGUGUAUUCGGUGUUUCGCGUAACAUAUUGCAGUGGAUACCAAAUUGAAUAACCUGAGAACUGACCUUCGUUGCUAAUAUACUGUUUCAUGCUCAACGUGUCGCUUUCAUAAUACGGAAAUUUCGGAAGCAGCCAUAGAUCCCAACUUUUGAAAAAUCCUUUAUUACAGGUGCACAUAGUUUAUUUCUAUGGAUGAUGUAUUCAAUAGCGAAAUAUCUGAUGUCCAUUCAGAGUUAGAAGUUGGGUCACGAGACUGGGAACGUCGUGCUGAGGAGGUUUAUAGUGCAGGUAUACGAGAAGGAUAUUUCGCCAAAAGUGACGUUGUUUUACAAAACGAAUUUAAUAUUGGUGUUGAUCAAGGAUUUGCAUCGACAUUUGAACUGGCAGUUUUAAAAGGGCGAUUAUCAGUAAGGUUAUACUAUUCAACAGGCGAAAAACAUUCGAAAAUUAAAAAUCUCGUUAAGUCAAUUGACGAAAAAGAAAAACAGCUCAUAUCACUGGGUUCUAUAGAAAAAGAUUUAACUUACCAACAGCUUGUACAUGAGGCUGAAGUUAUCUUAGCAUCUUAAACAGUAAACUUACGGGAAAUUUUUGUACAUAGAUUUUGUACUUUUCAUAUUACAUCUUUUUGUUUAUUCUUUA
Molecule: messenger RNA, 688 nt
Organism: Schistosoma guineensis
Lineage: Eukaryota; Metazoa; Platyhelminthes; Trematoda; Strigeidida; Schistosomatidae
Source: the annotation of a GenBank genome assembly